UCGCCUAAGGUGCCUUGCAUGAUCGCCCUGAUAUGAGCCAGGGGGCUUCAUAUUCAACGUCAAAACCGCGGCACAACAAACCUUAAAAUUCCUUCAGCCUGUUCAUACGGAAUAUCGUGCGCGGCCUCCUCGGUGUAUCGCGGUGAGUAGGCGACAUGGGUCUCGUCGUCGACUAUAGGAAUUACAUUCUGGGUGUUGUUGUCAUCUCGAUUCUCAUUCGAGCCCUACUUCGACCGGGGAAGAGCAUCAAGCGGAACGGAGAGCCGCUAAGGCACCCCCCGAACACGCUACCCGUGGUCGGCAAUGGCCUCAAGUUUCUGCAACCCCGCUGGAAGCUGCUGGGCUGGUUCAACAGAUGCCAGCGAUUAUUCGGCUACGAAACCGUCGUCCUGAGCGUGCCGACCCUCCCGCCAGGGGUGCUCAUCCACAGCCCAAGGAACAUCGAGUUCGUCUUCAGGAACGAAGGCCUGUUCACCAAGGGCGAGUUUGUGAAGAGGCGAUCAUGGGACCUGUUCGGGAAUGGCAUCAUCAACGCCGACGGGGACUUUUGGAAGCUGCAGCGGAAGGCUGGCGCGGCCUUCCUCAAUACAGCAAACCUUCGCGUUCUUACUGAAGUGGCGCUCCCUCAGUACCUGUCCGAGAGCAUCGCGGACAUCGAGUCGUCCAUUAGUUCCGGCAUCGUUGACCUUCAGCAUGUUUUUCACGAAAUCACCACGAAGCUCAUGGGCCAGAUGGCAUAUAACAUGGAGAUGCACGCCGACGAUGAGUUCUCCCGGUCGUUCGACUUCGCCUCCGGAGCCACGGCCGAACGCUUCCAAAACCCUCUGUGGCUAGUCACCGAACUAGUCACUGGCUCCAGAUUUCGCAGGUCCGUGAAGGUCGUCAAGGAUUUCGGCAGACGCAUUGUAUCAAACGCUAUCCAUAACCGAACCGAGCAGAAGCAUCAAGAAGACGGCAACGCGGCCGAUGAUGACAGCAAAUUGGACCAGAUUUCGGGCACCCUAAUUCAAUCUCUCCUCGACGCAAUUGGCAACGAAGAAAUGGUCGCCGAUGCCGCGCUAACCUACCUCUCCGCGGGCCGUGACACAACGGGCCAAGCCCUAACAUGGACUUUCUACCUCCUGCUACAGCACCCCUCCGUAGUCAGCAAAAUCCUCCACGAAAUCCGAUCCCUCCUCGCCCAACAACAACAACAACAACAACAACAACAACAACAAAAAGAAGAAGAAGCCCCCCUAGGAUCGGGACCCUCAAACCUCAAACCAGCGCUCUUCACCCCGGCCUCCGUCCCCUAUGCAAUGGCCGUCUUCUACGAAACCCUGCGCCUGUACCCACCCAUCCCCUUUGAAAUCCGCCAGUGCCAGGCCGACACCACCCUCCCUGACGGCACCUUCCUACCCAGGCACUCGGUCCUCGUCUGGUGUCUGUGGGCCAUGCAGCGGUCACGUCUCACGUGGGGCGAAGACGCGGACGAGUUUCGACCGGAGCGCUUCCUGGACGACGAGGGCAAGCUCGUGAACCGGAGCUCGACCGAGUUCCCUGUGUUUUACGGCGGCGCCCGGGCGUGCCUGGGCAAGAAGAUGGCCGAGGCGAUCGCGGCGCAGGUCAUUCCGAGCAUAGCGUGGCUGUUUGAGUUUGAAGCGGCGUUUACUGGGGAGAGGGCCAGCAAGACGAGUUUGACGUUGCCGAUGGAGGGAGGAUUGCCAGUCCGGGUGAGGAGGAGGAUGAACGGCGGGAGUAUAGAUGGCGAUUGCAUUUGAUUACCUAGCAGUACGGCGUUGAUGAGAUUGAGGUGUAUAGAAUGGUAGGAUCUAGUGGUGAGUUAUUGAUAGCACGUAUUACACCUAGAAAAGACACAUGGUCCGUAAUUCUUCUUCGUGUGGACCUGUGCCGCAAGUUUGG
This is a messenger RNA of Chaetomium strumarium, 1902 nucleotides long. Its product is annotated as cytochrome P450. The transcript is spliced from 4 exons. NCBI's taxonomy places the organism in Eukaryota, Fungi, Ascomycota, Sordariomycetes, Sordariales, Chaetomiaceae. The coding region runs from base 156 to 1760 and encodes 534 amino acids. Gene Ontology annotation, molecular function: monooxygenase activity; iron ion binding; oxidoreductase activity, acting on paired donors, with incorporation or reduction of molecular oxygen. The record is from RefSeq and is a predicted model, not a curated record.